Zerene cesonia (dogface butterfly) is the source of this 2463-nucleotide messenger RNA. RefSeq names its product PR domain zinc finger protein 5-like. Lineage: Eukaryota; Metazoa; Arthropoda; Insecta; Lepidoptera; Pieridae. Gene Ontology annotation, molecular function: zinc ion binding. The record is from RefSeq and is a predicted model, not a curated record. Gene Ontology annotation, cellular component: nucleus. The transcript is spliced from 5 exons. Bases 123 to 1700 code for a protein of 525 amino acids.
AUGUGAAUUGUUUCUGUAGUUUUGUUUUUCAAUUUUCACAUAAAAAGGGAAGUAAUUUAUUUUAUGUAAAUAAGAAAAGUGUAAUUAGUUUCCAAUAAGAUAUACUAAAACGCAAUUUAAAAAUGGAAAGCAGUAUAAUGGUAGAAACUUUACCUUUACUAGGCAAUUGUUGUUUAUGCCUUAGAUUGGAUGUUGUUAAAAGCAUGUUGAGUACGGAACUUGGUGGUAAACAGACGGAAACAUACUCAGAUAUAUUGUUAAAGUGUUUUUCUAUUAAUGUUACAGAUCUAGACGUGGAAGAUACUAAAUGCCUUAUUUGCGAAGGCUGCAUCGACCAGUUAACGUUAUGUUUGAAGUUCAGGAAGCAAGUUGAGGACUCGUUGAAAUCUCUGGAAGCUGCUGCGAGGUUGAAGAGAGCUGACGAAAAUGCGAUGUCAGUUAAAGAGGAGAUAUCGAAAGAGGCUGAUAUGGGCAAUGCCAGUGCGAGCGACGAUGAUGAAAUGCUCCUCAGUCAUUUUAAACAAGAGUCGAAUAGCGAUUACAUCGAUGAUGAAAUCAACGAAGACAUAUUAAACGGCAUGACGCUAAAAGCGGAGCCGGACGAGUACCGGCCGCGCAAAGCGCGCCGAAAGCUGCCGACCGCCAAGAAGAAGAUGACCUACUCCAUCGUGUGCAAGAAGGUGGCCGACUUGGAAGACGCGGAGGCGCUCGUGGCCGCCGGCCUGUUCCCCUUCAAGCUCAACAGAGACGACAGCUUCUCGUGCACCAUAUGCCCGGAGAAGAGCGCCAACCUGGACGACCUGAAGGCCCACGUCUGCCAGCACAGCGCGUCGAACAUCGCCGCCGCGAUCAAGAAGAUGGAGCACUCCAGCUCGCAGCGGUUCCAGAAGAACGGCCGGCUGCUGCGCUGCAAGAGCUGCAGCGCGGACGUGCACAGCUACGAGGACAUGAAGCGCCACAUGGAGACCUGCCGCAACGGCUGCCGGCUGAACAAGCUGCCCUUCAAGCUGGAGAAGGACCAGCUCGACUGUCCCGUCUGCAAGAAGCGGUUCCUCAACUUCGUGACCCUGAACACGCACAUGAACGAGCACUACCCGAACCACACGUGCGACAGCUGCGGCAAGGCGUUCGCGUCGCGCUCCCGGCUCCGGGGACACCUGCGCACGCACGAGGUCGGCUCGUUCCCGUGCCGCUUCUGCGACGUCGUGUUCGACAAGGUGACCAAGCGGGAGAACCACGUGUCCAAGGAGCACAAGUCGGGGAUACGGUACGUGUGCAAGCGAUGCAACAUAUCGCUGUCCUCGUUCUACGCGCGGCAGAAGCACCUCGCGGAGGUGCACGACGAGGAGCUGAAGCGGUACAAGUGCAAGGCGUGCACCCAGAGCUACAUCACGCCGGGCCACCUGUCCAGCCACGUGCGCCGCGACCACCUGAACGAGAGGAACCACAAGUGCACCAAGUGCGAGCUGGCGUUCUACACGCGGAACUCGCUGAAGAUGCACAUGAUCAAGCACGACGGCGAGCGGAUCCACGUGUGCAGCAUAUGCAACAAGUCGUACCAGCGGUUGAAGACGCUGCGGGAGCAUAUGCGGAUACACAAUAACGACAAGCGGUUCAUAUGCCCCGUGUGCGGGAGGGCCUUCACGCAGAAGUGCACGCUGAAGGGCCACCUGAAGGUGCACGAGCGAAGUCUGAAUUAGGCUGCUCGCGCGCGGAGCGGUUCUAUUUUUGUGUGUAUGUGUGUGCGUGUACACGGACUGUUGUGAAGUGUGGAUGGUUUAGGAGUACUGUCCAAGAGUUGGGGAAAAUUAUAGAGAAUUUUUAUCGUGGUAUCUCAAAGUGAUAUUAGAUUUUUUUUUUGUUGCUAACAAUACAAGCGUUCGGCCCCGGUUUCACCCGUGGUCACGUGUAUACGCGACAGUGAAAGAAUUUUUGAAAUCGAUCUACUGGUUUCUGAGAUUAGCGCGUUCAAACAAACACACUCUUCUAAUGUUAUAUUGCCCUACUGAUAUUAUAUGUGCUGAUUCAGACCAUAAUCUAUCGAUGGUACCAAAUUUAAUACAGAUACGAUAAGCUGUUUUCGCGUGAAAGUGUAACAUACAUCCAAACAUCCAUCCUACGUACCAGUGGUCGCAGGUUCGAUCUUUAUCAAAAAACGUGAAUCAUGUGUGAUCAUAUUUGAAGUAUAAAAAAUAAUUGUUAAUUUUUCUAAAUAUAUCAAAAAUUGCUCUUCCGUUGUAGUGUUUGACAAAUAAAUUAUCUCUUUAUUAUGUAUUUGACAAAAGUAAAAUAUUUUAUUUAUUCAAAAUAUCUCACAAAUUGCUCAGCCGUUUUGUGUAUAACAAAAAGGCAAAUUUUUUACAUUUUGUAUUAAAAGUUAUGUAUAUUGUUUCGCCGUUCACAACUUUUAACGAACAAACAAACAAACUGUUUACAUAUAGUAUUGUAUAAUGUAUAUAUACA